Rhodofomes roseus is the source of this 1143-nucleotide messenger RNA. RefSeq lists its product as uncharacterized. The record is from RefSeq and is a predicted model, not a curated record. NCBI's taxonomy places the organism in Eukaryota, Fungi, Basidiomycota, Agaricomycetes, Polyporales, Fomitopsidaceae. The transcript is spliced from 7 exons. Bases 1 to 1143 code for a protein of 380 amino acids.
AUGUCUGGCAACGACACCAACUCGUCCAGCAGUGGCAACGACACCGUCUCCCUCCCGGCGUCGCUCGACCUCCCGCCCCACCUCAGCGCCCAGAAGUACUUCUUCGUCUGCACCCUUACAGUCGCGGCCUGGGAUGUCCUUGUCCUUACCCCCCGGACAUGGCGGCUCAUGAAGAGCCGCGGCUGGCCGCUCCUCAAGCUCAUCUACUACUUCCUACGGCUUUACACUCCGAUUGAGUUCACUAUCGUCGGUGUUGCUUUCUUCGAUACCAACUGGUCGCUGGAGCGUUGUUCCCACUUCUUCCUUUUCGAACCGAUCUGUACCGCCAUUCUCCUUGCGGUGACCUCAUUUGUCCAUGUCUACCGUGUCCACGCUAUCUACGACAAAGAUAGAUCCAUCCUCUAUGGGAUGGGUAGUCUCUACGCCAUCCAGAUCGUCGUCACGGCCAUUUGCUGCGGCUUCUACCGAGUGACACCGCUCAGGGAGGGCCAAGGCUGUAUUGCAGAGCCAAAGCACAGCUGGGUUGGCAUCUACUGGCUGUCUACGACGCUCCUCUACACCGCCUCGCUGGUUUUGGCGGUCAGACGUUCACACAGGUCAUACAAAGCGAAGCCCAACAACCUCUGGAAGCUCAUGCUCCGUGAUGGCCUGAACCUCUACUUGGCUGUCUGGCUCGUUAACGUGAUCAACAUGCUGUUCUGGUUCAUCGUCAAGCCUACGGGCCCCGAAGAUCCCAUCCGCACCAUUGUCACCAGCAUGGCUGCCGUCCUCACGGCAUCCAUGACCAUGCGCAUCGUCCUCGCUGUUCGCGGACCUCUCACGAACGGUGGCCGUUACGCGGGUUCGAAGCAGUCUGCUGCGCGCUCAAAUGGCACCGUGCGCUCGCGCGGGCCCACCGGCCAGGGCACGAACCCCGUGCUGUCCGUCCAGCAGGUGCAGCCCGCGACGUACACCGUCCCGCUCGGUACGGAGGCCAAGGACCCCGACUGGACGGGCGAGGACGGCAAGAGCAGCAUGAACGAGCGCGAGAAGGGCGGCAUCUACGCCAUCGAGCCCGCCGUCGUCGAGGACGUGCGCAAGGACGACGCGGUCCGGAUCGCCAUCAGCACCGAAAUCCACGAACAAUAUCCGCGGGAGAAGUAG